Molecule: messenger RNA, 2452 nt
Organism: Saccostrea echinata
Lineage: Eukaryota; Metazoa; Mollusca; Bivalvia; Ostreida; Ostreidae
Product: neurotensin receptor type 1-like
Exons: 2
Coding region: 576-1709 (377 amino acids)
Biological process (GO): G protein-coupled receptor signaling pathway
Cellular component (GO): plasma membrane
Molecular function (GO): G protein-coupled receptor activity
Source: RefSeq, a predicted model, not a curated record
UUAAAAAGCAUGCAUAUUCAUCUCCAGGAGACAAUGUUUUUCAAAAAACGUAAACGUAAUUUGUCACUCAAAACUCAUCUAAUUAAAUCAGUUUUAAUAACUUGAGAACACGGGUGAUACGUAGAAGCUUUAUACAUUGAAACAUAAUCCCUUUGGUGUGAUAUUCAUUUUCUUUUUGUGAACAGCUGUGACAUGUUUACAUCCGGCAUUAUUAAUCCUACAGUUAAAAUGAUGCACCAGAUUUAACGAUGAUCAGAUUUCUAAAUUUAAUACAACCUGUUGCAUUGUUGCAUCUGAGCAGAUCGAAGCUCAAAGAUAGCAAAAUUCCAUCUCUCUAAGAUAUCGCUAAUCAUAAUAAAACGCAAUCGGAGGGGAUCAAUUACUGAGUCUGUAAACAAAUUUAUUCAAGGGUAUUUGUAAAAACGUGUAUUUAGAAUGACCUCGUAAAGCUAUUAUGUUUGUUUGCUAUGCUUGUUUAAUUUAGGCUGAACGAUGACCCAAUUUUACGUCAUAAUACAAAGAUUUUAGCUGACUGAUGGUCGGAAUUCUCUAAAAGGACGAAAAACAAAAGAGGGAUGAACUGGAGUGGUGCUUUCAAUCUGCAAUUGUACGAGUACAUCCAAAACUACAGCCAAAACACCACCAUUCAUGGAUGGAUCGGUGACAUUGGAACAGACACAUUCCUCAGGAACUCCAGGAUAUUUUAUUCUUACUUUACGCCUGUGAUUCUUGUUGUGGGAUUUGUAGGCAAUUUAUUAUCGCUUUAUGUAUUCUUAUCCAGGAAUAUGAGGGGACUUUCCGCCAGUACUUAUCUGGCUGCGUUGUCGACGUCAGAUCUCCUGACGUUGAUAUUUUACGUUACAGUGGAAUGGCUUAGAAGAGGACUUAUGUAUUUAAAGCCCGAUGUUAUGCUAACAUUUAUUGACGUCGAUGGACUGUGUCAAUUUCAACAUUACAUGUCUUAUAUGUCCCGAUUCCUCUCGGCAUGGUUGGUGGUUGCUUUCACGGGAGAGAGAUAUAUUGGUGUGUGUCAUCCUUUAAGGAGGCGAGAUAUUUGUACAAAAAGUGGAACACGACGAAUAGUAGGUUCAAUAUUUGUCAUUUCCGCAGUAGUUGUGCUGUAUAAACCAAUUCUGAGUGCUAUAUAUGUGAGCUCGGACGGUAAACAUUACUGCACAACAGACAGAGACUAUGAUUUUGUGUCUUUUAUUUUGGAUAGCAUUUAUGCUGUGCUGAUAACUCUAGUUCCAUUCAUAAUCAUUACAGUGUUGAAUAUUUUAAUCAUGCGCAGGCUGAUCAUCAGGAACAAACGUAAACGAGAAUGUAAAAUUGUUACAGAAGAAAGCAUCAUUAGGCUAGAGUUCACAAUUAUCUUGUUAGCAAUCUCGUUCUGUUUCAUUGGAUUGAACAUUCCGUUCUUUGCCGUAUGGUUUCGAAAUUUCCUGCAUUCCAAAUACAUAUCUCGUGUCGACGUUCUCGAACACUUCUCCUCUGACAUUGAAUUUUGGCAAGGCGUGCUUUACAUCACAAGGACUAUCUUCUACGUAAAUUACUGCAUCAACUUUUUCCUCUACAGCAUUACCGGGGCUUAUUUUCGGAGAGAAGUGAAGAUGUUGUUCACGUAUCAUUCGUUAAAGAGAGAUUCUUAUAGCAGGUGUUCGUUACGGAAUUCGCGCUCAAAUUCCCAGACUCCACAGUCAUAUCUUUGAAUCAUUUAGAACAACUGAAUUCCGCUCCAUCGAAUAACAUACAAAUUAAUUUCCGAAGGAAAUUAUCUCUUCUGCGACAAGGCUUCGUAAAUUGACGGGUUUAAGUGUUUAUGUCAGACAGAUUUCCUAUUUCAACACACCGGAGGUCUUCAUGUGCUUUUUUUUCAAUGUGCCAACUAAAAGAUAAGUCCAGAAUUAAGCCAUAACCAGACAACGUUGUCAAGAUCACAAGCAUCUUUGUAUGAAAUAAAGAUAACAAUUUCAAGUUUCUUUACAUGAUGCAAUAACAUUAUACUCAAGUACAUACUGCAAAAGUACUUAUAUUAGCGGUAAUAUAAUUUUAGCGCCUUUCGCACAGCUUAUCGUCCGCUAUUUUAAUUGCGUGCUAAUAUAAACAUAUAGAAGCUUGGCUCGAAAUGCUUUAAUUUAUUAUUACACUAAUCGGUUGUUGAGGAGGAUUGCGUUUAUUUUUGAGUGCGCUAAUUUAUAUACGUUUACAGUAUAUUUUCACACUUUAAUACACUUUUUCAAUGUCAUUAUUUGAAGAUUAAAAAAACAAGUAUAUUUUCAAUAACAAAUGGAUAUUUAUUGUUAUCUUACGAUGUAUAAAACUAUGACUUAUAAAUUGAUGUCAUAGUUUUGUAUGCUCUCUAAGCAACUGUAGAUCUUGUGUGUUUUAUACCAUGGCAAUUAUAUACACAACGACUUAAACUUUCGAUCCAAAUUAAAUAUUCCAAGAUACA